CCCACGUGACCCCGGGCACACAUGACUUCCAGUCUCCCGGCGCCUCCCGGACAGCAAGGACGCAGGGGAGCCGAGAUGGUCCGAGCCGCGCUGCCGCCGCCGAGCCUGCUGCUGCCGCUGCUGCUGCUGCUGCCGUGCUGGGCGCCCCGAGGCCAGGCAGCCCCCGACCAGGACGAGAUCGAGUGCCUCCCGGGGCUGGCCAAGCAGCCGUCCUUCCGCCAGUACUCCGGCUACCUCAAAGCCUCGGGCUCCAAGCACUUCCACUACUGGUUUGUGGAGUCCCAGAAAGAUCCGAAGAGCAGCCCUGUGGUCCUUUGGCUCAACGGGGGGCCCGGCUGCAGCUCCCUGGACGGGCUUCUCACCGAACACGGCCCUUUCCUGAUCCAGCCAGAUGGUGUCACUCUCCAGUACAACCCCUAUGCUUGGAACCUGAUUGCCAAUGUGUUAUACAUUGAAUCCCCCGCUGGUGUGGGCUUCUCCUACUCUGAUGACAAGGUUUUUUCCACCAAUGACACUGAGGUAGCCCAGAGCAAUUUUGAGGCCCUCAAAGACUUCUUCCGCCUGUUUCCGGAGUACAAGGACAAUAAACUUUUCUUGACUGGCGAGAGUUAUGCUGGCAUCUACAUUCCCACACUGGCCGUGCUGGUCUCGCAGGACGCCAGCAUGAACCUUCAGGGGCUGGCUGUGGGCAACGGACUCUCCUCCUAUGAGCAGAAUGACAACUCGCUCGUUUAUUUUGCCUACUACCAUGGCCUUCUGGGGAACAGGCUCUGGUCUUCGCUGCAGACCCACUGCUGCUCUCAGAACAACUGUAACUUCUACGACAACAAAGACCCAGAAUGUGUAACUAGUCUGCAGGAAGUGUCUCGCAUCGUGAGCAGCUCUGGCCUCAACAUCUACAAUCUCUACGCCCCGUGCGCUGGGGGGGUGCCCAGCUCUUUUAGGUAUGAGGACGGCACACUGGUGGUCCAGGAUUUGGGCAACCUCUUCACUCGCAUGCCAUUCAAGCGCCUGUGGCAUCAGGCAUUGCUGCAGCGGUCAGGGGCCCGGGCACGCAUGGAUCCCCCCUGCACCAACACCACAGCCGCCUCCACCUACCUCAACAACCCCUAUGUGCGCAAGGCCCUGCACAUCCCCGAGCAACUGCCUCGCUGGGACAUGUGCAACUUGCUGGUGAAUUUACAGUACCGCCGACUCUACCAAAGCAUGAACUCCCAGUACCUGAAGCUGCUCAGCUCACAGAAAUACCAAAUCCUCUUAUACAAUGGAGAUGUGGACAUGGCCUGCAACUUCUUAGGGGAUGAGUGGUUUGUGGAUUCCCUUAACCAGAAGAUGGAGGUGCAGCGCCGUCCCUGGCUAGUGGACUAUGGGGAGAGUGGGGAGCAGAUUGCCGGCUUCGUGAAGGAAUUCUCUCACAUUACCUUUCUCACCCUCAAGGGUGCUGGACACAUGGUCCCCACUGACAAGCCCCGGGCUGCCUUCACCAUGUUCUCCCGAUUCCUGAACAAGGAGCCGUACUGAUAACCAAGGGACCAGUGGAAGCCCCCGCAAUGCCUGAUCCAGCCCCUCCCACCUCUCCUACUAGGAUGGCAAUCCUCCUUAUGCAAAAUGCCCCUGUGGGCCAGAGUGCUCUUCCAGAACUGCUCCCACUUCAUUCAGAUAGCCGCCUGGGGGCAAGUUAGCACUUUAUUCCCAGGCACUGCCGCCCAGGAGGCCUGGCUCCUGCCCUGCUUACAGAAUGCCCUUCUGGAUACAUUGACCCCCAUCCCAGGACCCCAUAAGAGCUGUCAAGAGAGCGGGGGGGGGGAGUGGACGGACUCUAGACUGACUGAUUAUGGAAUUAAAUUGGGUACAGCUUCAA
Dipodomys ordii (Ord's kangaroo rat) is the source of this 1861-nucleotide messenger RNA. RefSeq names its product cathepsin A (gene Ctsa). The record is from RefSeq and is a predicted model, not a curated record. Bases 22 to 1521 code for a protein of 499 amino acids. The transcript is spliced from 15 exons. Gene Ontology annotation, biological process: proteolysis. NCBI's taxonomy places the organism in Eukaryota, Metazoa, Chordata, Mammalia, Rodentia, Heteromyidae. Gene Ontology annotation, molecular function: serine-type carboxypeptidase activity.